AUGUACCUGUUUCAUACAUGGGGAAGCCACGAAGUUUACCAGGGAAAACAAUGGAGCUGCCUAAACAUUUGGCUAAUUCUAUGCUUGUUUCCAAGAACCUGUGUAUCAAAUCCUUCAAAACCCAAUUUUUUAUUGAUACUGGCUGAUGAUCUUGGUAUUGGAGAUGUGGGUUGCUAUGGUAAUGAUACAAUAAGGACCCCUAACAUUGAUGGCCUGGCAAAGGAAGGAGUGAGACUUACUCAGCACAUUGCUGCAGCUGCUGUCUGCACUCCGAGCAGAGCAGCUUUCCUCACUGGCAGAUACCCCAUCAGAUCAGGCAUGGCAUCCGGCACUCAACGGCAGGUUCUCUUUUGGAACGGGUGUUCUGGUGGGCUCCCACCAAAUGAAACUACUUUUGCCAGAAUUCUAAACCAGCAAGGUUAUUCUACAGCACUUAUAGGGAAGUGGCAUAUGGGUGUGAACUGCAAAUCCCGCCGUGAUCACUGCCACCAUCCUUUAAAUCACGGUUUUGAUUAUUUUUACGGCAUGCCUUUUACCCUUUUGAAUGAGUGUCAAGGCACAGAUGACCCUGAACUGGCCAAGUCUUUGCAAGAUACGUAUUGGCUUUACACACAGAUGAUCAUCCUUGCAGUGCUUACUCUUUUGAUUGGAAAACUUACCAAUUUAUUCUCAGUAAAAUGGAAGAUAAUUAUAUGUCUGGCCAUCUGCGGUCUCCUGUAUUUCAUCUCCUGGUUCUCCAGCUAUGGUUUCACCAAGUACUGGAACUGUAUCCUGAUGAGAAACCAUGAUAUCACUGAACAACCGAUGGAUCUAGAAAAAACUACUUCUAAUAUGCUGAAGGAGGCAGUUUCGUUCAUUGAAAGAAACAAGCAUAGACCAUUUCUUCUCUUUGUUUCCCUUUUACAUGUUCACACCCCUCUCAUUACCACAGAGAAGUUUCUGGGAAGAAGCAGACAUGGCCUAUAUGGAGAUAACGUAGAGGAGAUGGACUGGAUGGUGGGCAGGCUUCUGGAUGUUAUUGACAAAGAAGGCUUGAAGAAUACCACAUUUAUUUAUUUUGCAUCUGAUCAUGGAGGAUCCUUAGAGGCUCACAGAGGAAAUGCUCAGUUGGGUGGAUGGAAUGGGAUCUAUAAAGGUGGAAAAGGAAUGGGAGGCUGGGAAGGAGGGAUCCGUGUCCCAGGAAUAGUUAGAUGGCCAGGAGUGUUGCCUGCAGGGACAGUUAUCAAUGAACUGACAAGCCUUAUGGACGUUUUCCCAACAGUGGUUCACCUCGCUGGAGGGGCAGUGCCUCAGGACAGGGUAAUCGACGGGCGCACCUUGCUGCCUUUGCUGCGGGGGACAGUUCAGCACUCCGGGCACGAGUUCAUGUUUCACUACUGCGGUGUGUUUCUGCAUGCAGUGCGGUGGCACCAAAAGGACAGUGGCACCAUAUGGAAAGCUCAUUAUGCUACUCCAGUAUUCCAACCAGAAGCCUCUGGGGCCUGUUUUGGAAGAGGAAUUUGCCCAUGUUUCGGGGAUGGUGUAACCCAUCAUGACCCUCCGCUCCUGUUUGAUCUCUCGCAAGAUCCUUCUGAGUCAAAUCCUCUAUCAGCUGACACUGAGCCCUUGUCCGACACUGUAACGAGGAGAAUAGGAAAAGCUGUAGAAGAGCAUCGCAAGACACUGACUCCAGUCCCACAACAGCUGUCUCCUCACAAUAAUAUAUGGAAGCCGUGGCUGCAGCCAUGCUGUGGCACAUUCCCUUUCUGUUGGUGUGAUGAAGAAAACAACAAAGCAGAUGGCAUACUUUAA
Aptenodytes forsteri (emperor penguin) is the source of this 1791-nucleotide messenger RNA. Its product is annotated as arylsulfatase D. The transcript is spliced from 10 exons. Bases 1 to 1791 code for a protein of 596 amino acids. Gene Ontology annotation, molecular function: arylsulfatase activity. Lineage: Eukaryota; Metazoa; Chordata; Aves; Sphenisciformes; Spheniscidae. The record is from RefSeq and is a predicted model, not a curated record.